Molecule: messenger RNA, 210 nt
Organism: Brugia pahangi
Lineage: Eukaryota; Metazoa; Nematoda; Chromadorea; Rhabditida; Onchocercidae
Source: the annotation of a GenBank genome assembly
AUGAAAAGUACUGACAACUUUGACAAACAUUCGCCGAAGUUUUGGAUGAUUAUAAUCAUGUAUGUACGCUUUGUCCCGUUAGAUAUUGAAGACGAUGAAUCGAUCAGUGAUCUUCUAUUACUCAUUGAUAACACAAUACAGCAUGGCGAGGAUUUAGAGGUGAAAGAUCGUUAUCCGGAAGAAGUGGAUGAUAACAAUACUAUUUACUAA